This is a messenger RNA of Knipowitschia caucasica, 1251 nucleotides long. The record is from the annotation of a GenBank genome assembly. NCBI's taxonomy places the organism in Eukaryota, Metazoa, Chordata, Actinopteri, Gobiiformes, Gobiidae.
AUGUUUGCAGAGUGCCGGGAGGUGGGGUACAGGCAGUUUGGGGAGGUGGAGGGGGGGCACAGCCUGGCAGAUGUGAAGCAGCGUCAGGAGCAGGGUUGGUUUUCCACUGACCUCUACACAGGAGACAAAAACUCAGCGCUUGGAGAGAACAAUCGCAUGAGCGGUAUCCUGACCUCGCAGACGGAGCCCUUCGACUUGUCCUUCUCUCGUUCCUUCCAGAGCUUGUCUCACCUGCCACCGUCCUACGAGGCAGCUGUGGCAGCCGACCUCAGCCGCUUCUCCUCCCUCAAGAAACUCAGUGAUAAGGACGUGGAGGAGUACUACACCCGCAAACGCCACCUCCCCGACCUGGCUGCCCGAGGCACUCUGCCCCUGCACGUGCUCCAGAUGAGCCAAGAGCAGCACCGUGAACCACCACAGCACCAGAGCCAGGCCCCUCAGCAGUCCAUGCCUCAGGCCCCGCCCCCUUCGCAGUCGUCUUCCCAGCAGCGCCAGAGGCCACGGCGCGUGCAGAGAGCCAUGUCCCAGGACCGGGUGCUGACCCCCCAGAGUGGACCGCAGCAGGACUACAGUAUGUCCCCAAACGGCAUGUCUCCUUACGGGGGCCGCAUCCUUUCUGAUGAGCAGCUGCUGUCUGCUGAGCGACUGAGGUCACAGGAGCGUCUGCUGCCCCAGGACCGCCACACGUCACAAGACCGACUCUACACCAAGGACCGCAUGAUGUACUCCAAGGAGCGCCUGUCCCAGGAGCAGCUCUACCCCAAAGACAGACACUACUCCCAAGAGCGCCUCUACUCCCAGGAGCGCCUCUACUCACAUGACCGGCUGCUGUCCCAGGACCCCCUACUCUCCCCAGACAAAUUCAUCAUGUCCCUGAAACGCGGCAUGGUCAGCAGCAUCUCCAGCGGGGGUUUCCGGGGCAGUGACAAGUCCAUGUCCCGCGCCAUCUCUCACACUGACGUCUUUAUCCCCACCACCCCCAUCAUGGAUCGAUACAAGAUGACCAAAAUGCACUCCCAUCCCAGUGCGAAUAACAACGGCAGCGGAGGCGGCACGUCAGGGGGAGGUGGGGGAGCUGCUGCUCACUCCAACACUUUAGCUAUGACCCAGACAGUCAACAAGAGACAGGCCUUUGCCUCCAGACGGACUCACACCGUGGAGCAACUCCACUAUGUUCCCCAGCACCAGCAGCAGCAGCAGGCCCAGACCCAGCACUACCGCACAGGCAGCAAGACUGAGGUGACGGUGUGA